Messenger RNA from Durusdinium trenchii, 502 nucleotides. The record is from the annotation of a GenBank genome assembly. Lineage: Eukaryota; Dinophyceae; Suessiales; Symbiodiniaceae.
GACACAAGUCAAUGUGGAUGGUGCCAUUGAAAUGUGUUUGCGGAAAGCUGACACGAACAAGGAUUCGAAGCUUUCCUUCUCCGAGUUUCGAAGUCUCAUGCGAUCGCUCCGAGAGCCCCGUUUGGCACGGCACUCUGCGAACCUGGUCUUCGCCCUCUUUGACUUGGAUGGGAAUCACUUCAUCUCACGCAGUGAAUUCCAAGAGCUUUAUAGAUUUCUUCUGGGUCGUACCCCAUCCAACAAUCAGUUCGAAGAGGAAUGGGAUCGCUUAUUGAGCUUCGUGAAGAGAUCCGGCGAGGAAGUGAAGGAGUCCGGUGAAGAGUACGCAGAUCAGCGGAGCUACAUCCACUGGCUUCAAACCUCGGAGGAUCCCAAGAUCCGUCAACAGGCGCCCGAGUGUCAACCGCAGAGUGCUGCGCCCAAGGCUCAGGUGCCCUCCGAGCCUUCAGAGAUGAGCUUCCGGCCCAGGCGGAAGAAGGAAAGAACAGAUUUGAACACAUAA